Alternaria infectoria is the source of this 507-nucleotide messenger RNA. RefSeq lists its product as uncharacterized. The record is from RefSeq and is a predicted model, not a curated record. NCBI's taxonomy places the organism in Eukaryota, Fungi, Ascomycota, Dothideomycetes, Pleosporales, Pleosporaceae. The transcript is spliced from 3 exons. The coding region runs from base 1 to 507 and encodes 168 amino acids.
AUGAAGUUCCGCAUCCCUCCUUCCAGCUACAACCGUCCCUCCAAAGACGAGAGCGCCGGUACCUCGUUCGAGAACCCACUAGUUGACUUCCGCGCCCAACUCGACUUGACCGCCACGCGCUACUAUGCUUUGGAUCCGACCAACGGUAUCAUAAAAACUACCUUGGCAGGCAUAACUGAGUAUCACGCGAAAGGUUUUGCUAUGCUUAACAGUUACGGUUUGCGCUUGGAAGUCUUUUCCAGAAGUGGUCGCAACGCAGUCGGUUUUGUUGUCAAGCAAGCCCAGGGAGGCAAAAAGGUUUUGUCCCGCCUGAAUGACCGGGAGUGGGAGUUCAUCGAUGCGAAGACUGCCUUGUUAGAGGCGGCCACCAACGACACUAUUCACUAUGACGUUCAGAUUAAGUACUUCAAGCGCCGCAUCCAACCUGAGCAGAUUGAAGGUCUAUACGAUGGUCUUUCCGACGAUGAGGAAGCCGCUCCGGCUUCGGGUAGGAUCGCUACUUCCUAG